Acanthosepion pharaonis is the source of this 1215-nucleotide messenger RNA. NCBI's taxonomy places the organism in Eukaryota, Metazoa, Mollusca, Cephalopoda, Sepiida, Sepiidae. The record is from the annotation of a GenBank genome assembly.
AUGGAAUUUAAAAGAAAAUCAGUCAAAGAAAAGGCAUUGGAAUUGAAGCACUGUUUUUACCAAUUUCCCCACACAGAUGCACACAGCUCAAUUAUUGUUUUUCCUCUUCUCUCUUCGAAGCUUUAUUCCGUCCGUCCGUCCGUCCGUCCGUCCGUCCGUCCGUCCGUCCUUCCUUCCUUCCUUCCUUCCUUCCUUCCUUUCUGUCUUCUUUCUUUCUUUUGUCUUUUCCAAUAUCCAGUCACAUACGUUUUUUUCUUGCCCUCUCUCUCUCUCUCUCUCUCUCUCUCUCUUAUUGAAUUUCUUUCUUUUUCCUUCCCUUUGCGAUAUUUAGCUCAUUCUUACAAUCUGUUUUUUUUUCAUUUUCUUUUCCGAAUUGUUUUUCUUCAUUCUUUUUUUCAAAUAUUUUCUCUUUUCCAAUAUUCAGUUACCAUAAUUAUUCUCUCUCGAUUUCUCGAUCUCUCUCCUUCUCACCCUCCUUUUCCUUCUCUCCUUCUCCCUUUCUCUCCCUCUCUUUCUUUCUCUCUCUCGCUCUCUCUCCCUCUCUCUCUCAUCCUCUCUUUCUCAUCCCCUCUCUCUCUCUCUGUUGCUACAUGCCUACUUGAAUUUUCUUUACUCUUUCUUUCUUUUUGUUCUUUCUUUCUUUUUCUUUCUUUUACGAUAUGUAUUUCUGACCUUUCUUUCUUUCUUUUUGCCUCUCUAACUUUUCCAAUAUUCAGUUACCUUCGUUUUCCUUUACUUUCUCUUUCUCUCUCCGCGAAUUUUAUUUACUUUUUUCUUUCUUUCCUUCUUUUUUUUUCUCUCUACACGAAUUUCUUUCAUAUUUUCUUUCGUUUGCAUUCUUCUUUUUUUUAUUUUACGAUAUUUAAUUAUUCCUUACCUAUUUUUUUUUCAUUUUCUUUGUUUCUUUCUGAUUUUUUCCUUAUCCAAUUACCUCCCUUUUCUCUUGCUAUCCUUCGUCUCAAUAUAUUUUCUUUUUUACUAUUUAAUUAUUACCUAAUUUGGUUUUCUUUCUUUCGCUCUUUCGGUCUGUCUAUCUUUCCCUCUUUCUUCCACUUUCUUUCUUUCUUCCUCUCCGCAGUUCUCUCUUUCUUACCUUUUUCGUUCUUUCUCUCGUUCUAUUUUUUCUUUCUUUCUUCCUGUUUGGUUAUCGUUUUUCUUUCUCUCUCUCUUUCAUUCUGUCUAUCUUUUUGCUUUUCUUUCCUUCUCUCUUUCUAA